Messenger RNA from Etheostoma spectabile (orangethroat darter), 1743 nucleotides. It is a transcript of the gene serp2, whose product is annotated as stress-associated endoplasmic reticulum protein family member 2. The transcript is spliced from 3 exons. Gene Ontology annotation, biological process: endoplasmic reticulum unfolded protein response. NCBI's taxonomy places the organism in Eukaryota, Metazoa, Chordata, Actinopteri, Perciformes, Percidae. Bases 513 to 767 code for a protein of 84 amino acids. The record is from RefSeq and is a predicted model, not a curated record. Gene Ontology annotation, cellular component: endoplasmic reticulum.
GGAGCGCGCCCCUGGCAACGCGCUCAUCCCUGCCAGGCGCAAAGGGUGAAGAAAACUAAAAUGAAGCAUGUUAUUUCCUGUAUUACCCUUCGUAAUAAAGGUUCACACAGCCACUUUACAUUUAAGUUGUUUUGAGAAUUUGGAAAACACGAUCAAAUAACGUGGCGAAUACAUAUCCGCUUUCUGUAGUUUUAUCAAAUGAAAUGUCUCUCCCUGCCUUCUCUUGAAAUGGUAUCAUCGUCAAACAAUAUUCCAUGUUCGUAUUUUGAAAGAAAAUGCAUCACAUAUCCGGUGUGGUUGUGUCAUCUAGCUUGAUGCAGGGGUGCUGUCGACAGCCCGCAGCUUCAGAAAAUAAAGCAGACUAAUUUAUCCCGGGUAUUAAAAAUCGUUCCGGAAGAUGGUGGCUAAACAGAGGAUCCGCAUGGCCAACGAGAAACACAGCAAGAACAUCACGCAGAGAGGAAACGUAGCCAAGACGCUGGUGAGCCGUUAACUGACAGCGAGACGCCAGCAUGACAUUAGCCCAGAUAGGUGACGUUCACUCCGCGACCACAAGAGGAGAAGUAUCCUGUGGGUCCCUGGCUGCUUGCACUCUUUGUAUUUGUUGUGUGUGGAUCAGCCAUAUUUCAGAUCAUCCAGAGCAUCCGAAUGGGGAUGUGAGGCAGAAGAAGCGCCCGGACUCCCUCACCCCCCCCUCAUUGCCUUCACUGAGCCUGGCUAGCCUGCACCUGCACACCCCUGACCCCUUCCAGAGGCCCAGAGACUGACGCCAAAGCUUUGGAUCCAGCAGACCUCAGAGAGAGAAGCUUCCCCAACCACUGCCUCCACCAACCCCUCCUGGGGACAUCUGCCUGCCCUCGAUCAGUGUUUACAGUGUUGCAGUCUAUGGUACAGACAACUUUUCUAUUGACAGUCUAAAACCACGUCGGCUGGAGAACGUUUGUGUCUCAUUACUCACUUGGCACCCCUUGUGUGUGCGUGUGUAUGUUUGAAGUUGUGACUGCUGAUUUGAGAGUGUGUGUGGCCAGUGACUCCUGCUGACAAUGUGCCAUAUCUGUCUGUUCAAGUAUUCGUCUGUGUUAUGUGAGAAGACUCUUUUUUCAAAUAAAACUCCAACAUUUAGGAAGCACUUAGUUUUACUUCUGAUUUGUAAUGACACACACCCACAAAUUAUUGCAAACAAUUUAUAUUGUCUGAAUUUAAGUGGUACAAAAUUACAUAGAAACGUCCAAAGAAAUGGUGCGCCAUUUAAGCGUUACCAAUUGAUUUUGUUUUUAGUUGAACCUUAAAAUUAAUGUAUGAACUUCCAUCAUCUUGUAGCAGCUUCAACCCAAACACCACUUGGCUGUGGCUUUUACCUCACUGCUAACAGGAGGAUUCAACAACAGACAGGUUCAAUAACACCCUGAAGCAGAGGACAAUCAACUACACACCAUGCAUGUACGAAGCAGCGUGACUCAACACGUGAUGGGAUUUUCAUAGAGACAAACUGGCUGUCAGCACUUGGGAGGCUUGGUGCACAUUUGCACCGUCUCAUCCACAGACCGAGCUCAGCAGCCAUUAGAGAGGAUAAGAACGAGAUGGUGACCAGGUGGUUAUUCUUCCUUAAGCACGUUUAUUGAAAGUUGUGAAGUGCAGCUGUCAAGUGCAAUUGUGGUAUGUAUGUUACAAUAUCUCAUCCGGUCUUAGCAGAAACAUGCACAGAACAUGAGCAUACAACUGAUACAUAUAAUGAAAAAAAAA